GGUCAACUGAGACCACAGGUGGCACGAGCACAAGUUUGGCUGGAAGUAUUCCAAAACCUGACCACUGAAACAGUACUGAAACCACCAGGAUAUAAAAGGACCAUGGCUCGCUUAGUCAGUGUUGCAGUGUGAUCACAUUUACCUAACACAAUGGGAAAGAUAAUCUUCUACGAGGACAAGAACUUCCAGGGUCGCUCCUAUGAGUGCAACACCGACUGUGCCGACCUGCACACCCAUUUCAGCCACUGUAACUCCAUCCAAGUGGAGAGUGGUAGCUGGAUGGUCUAUGAGCGGCCAAACUACAUGGGCUACCAGUACUUCCUGAGAAGAGGCGAGUAUCCCGACUACCAGCGCUGGAUGGGCUUUAAUGAUUGCGUGAAAUCCUGCCGGAUGAUCCCUCAAAACCAGGGAGCUCACAAGAUGAGAAUCUACGAGCGCUCUGACUUUGGCGGUCAGAUGCUGGAGUUUGCCGAUGACUGCCCCUCACUCUACGAUCGAUUCCAUUACAAUGAUAUCAACUCUUGCAAUGUUAUGGAGGGGUAUUGGCUUUUCUAUGAGCAUCCCAACUACAGAGGCAGGCAGUAUCUCCUGAGGCCUGGCGAGUACAGGAGAUACAGUGACUGGGGAGCCAUCAAUUCCAAGAUUGGCUCCAUCAGACGUGUUGUUGCUCACCCAAACUGAGAGGCAAUACAUGAAACUGAGCCUAACAUUGAAAUUAAUAAAAGUUAGGUCCA
This is a messenger RNA of Oncorhynchus mykiss (rainbow trout), 734 nucleotides long. Lineage: Eukaryota; Metazoa; Chordata; Actinopteri; Salmoniformes; Salmonidae. The record is from RefSeq and is a predicted model, not a curated record.